Salvelinus fontinalis (brook trout) is the source of this 5348-nucleotide messenger RNA. Its product is annotated as histone lysine acetyltransferase CREBBP-like. Gene Ontology annotation, cellular component: nucleus; histone acetyltransferase complex; transcription regulator complex. The record is from RefSeq and is a predicted model, not a curated record. Gene Ontology annotation, biological process: positive regulation of transcription by RNA polymerase II. Gene Ontology annotation, molecular function: histone acetyltransferase activity; protein binding; transcription coactivator activity. NCBI's taxonomy places the organism in Eukaryota, Metazoa, Chordata, Actinopteri, Salmoniformes, Salmonidae.
CUUGUUGUUACUGUUAUGAUUACAUGUUUUCUAAGUGGUCUUGCUCCCCUCUCUCCGUCCUCCAGUCAGUUGAUGCCAGACGGGUUGGGCAUGGGGGGCAUGGGCAACCUGCCGGGCGCCAACCCUCUCUCUGCCUCGGGGGUGAGGAAGACGUGGCACGAGCACGUCACUCAGGACCUACGCACCCACCUGGUGCACAAACUAGUACAAGCCAUAUUCCCCACCCCAGACCCCGCAGCACUGAAGGAUCGGCGGAUGGAGAACCUGGUGGCGUACGCUAGGAAGGUGGAAGGGGACAUGUACCAGUCUGCCAACAGCAGGGACGAGUAUUACCACUUCCUGGCGGAGAAGAUCUAUAAGAUCCAGAAGGAGUUGGAGGAGAAGAGGCGCUCGCGGCUCCAGAAGCAGCCUGGCCCCAUGGCAGUGGGGGGCCCAGGGGCCCAGCAGCAGCCUGGCAUGCCCCCUCAGCCGAACUCCAUGGGUCCUGGCCAGUCCCCACGGCCAGCCAAUGGAUCUAUGCCCAACGUGCCAAAUCAGAUCAUGCCCCGCAUGCAGGUGCCUCAAGGAAUCAAUCAGUUCAACCCCAUGGCGAUGCAGAACGUGCAGAUGUCCCAGGCGCCCAUGCAGAUGUCCCAGGCGCCCAUGCAGAUGUCCCAGGCGCCCAUGCAGAUGUCCCAGGCGCCCAUGCAGAUGUCCCAGGCGCCCAUGCAGAUGUCCCAGGCGCCCAUGGGGGCCCGCGCCGCGUCGCCCAUGAACCACUCGCAGCAGAUGAACAUGAGCUCUAUCCCGGCGAUGGGCAUGUCCCCAUCCAGGAUGCCCCAGGUGCAAGGCAUGAUGGGACAGCACGCCAACAGCAUGGUGGGACAGACAGCCAAUCAGAGCCAGUUCAUGCCCCAGAGCCAGUUCUCUCCCAACACCGCCCCUGGCGGGGGAAUGAUUAUGAACAACCUGGGCUCCCUCGGCCAGCCGCAAGCACAGGCAGCUGUCACUCAGCCCCCCCUGCCCCGCGCCACCCCUCCACCCAACGCCUCGGCUAACCUGCAGCAGCUCCAGCACCCCCACUCCCACCCACCCCCCCAGGCUCAGCCAUCACCGUCCUCCACCCCCACUCACAUCCCCAGCGGCGGCCUCCCUGCCCGGCCCCCCUCGACCCUGGGCAUGCAGUCCCCUGCUGCCCCCUCCCAGCCGCUCACGCCCCUGCAGCAUCAGCAGCCGGGGACCCCCAGCCAGACGCAGCCCAGCUCAGUGCAGCCCCCCAGCACGCCGCUGUCCCAGGCGCCAGCCAGUAUAGAUAACCGCAUGCCCACCCCAGGCUCGGUGGCAGAGGUCCACUCCCAACAGGCCCCACCAGACAUGGCCCAAACGGAGCACAAAGCCGAGCACAAAGACGAGGAUGACGAGGAGGAGGAGGAGGACGACGAGGAGGACGACUGUGGCUCGGGGAAAAAGCAGCCCAGCGACUUCAAAAUGGAGCAGGACGAAGACACAAAAGACACCAAACCCCUCAUGGUCAAGGAGGAGGAGCCAGACGGGGCGGAGCCUAAGCAGGAGCCAAUGGAGACAAAGGAGGAGAAGAAGCCGGAGAUUAAGAAGGAACCCAAAGAGGAGGAGGAGGGCGGGGUCAACGGCACGGCAGCGUCCUCCUCCCCCACUCAGAACCGCAAAAAAAUCUUUAAGCCAGAGGAGCUGCGCCAGGCCCUGAUGCCCACACUAGAGGCCCUCUACAGACAGGACCCAGAGUCUCUGCCCUUCAGACAGCCUGUCGACCCCAUGCUGCUGGGCAUCCCCGACUACUUUGACAUAGUGAAGAAACCUAUGGACCUGUCCACUAUAAAGCGUAAGUUGGACACAGGUCAGUACCAGGAACCCUGGCAGUACGUGGAAGACAUCUGGGUCAUGUUCAACAACGCCUGGAUCUACAACCGCAAGACGUCCCGCGUCUACAAGUACUGCUCCAAGCUGGCCGAGGUGUUUGAGCUGGAGAUAGACCCCGUCAUGGUCAGCCUGGGCUACUGCUGCGGCAGGAAGUUUGAGUUCUCACCCCAGACCCUCUGCUGCUAUGGCAAACAGCUGUGCACCAUCUCCAGAGACGGAACCUACUUCAGCUACCAGAACAGCUCACCCAAAUAUGGCCUUAUUGCCGACAGGUAUCACUUCUGUGAGAAGUGCUUCAACGAGAUCCAGGGCAAUAACGUCACCCUGGGAGACGACCCGGCACAGCCACAGACUAUGAUAUCUAAAGACCAGUUUGAAAAGAAGAAAAACGACAUGUUGGAUCCAGAACCGUUUGUUGAAUGUAAAGACUGUGGACGGAAGAUGCACCAGAUCUGUGUGCUGCAUUAUGAUGUCAUCUGGCCAUCGGGCUUCAUUUGCGACAUCUGUCUGAAGAAGUCCGGCAAGACGAGGAAAGAGAACAAGUUCGCGGCCAAAAGGCUACAGACGACGAGGUUGGGCAUGUACAUCGAGGACCGGGUGAAUAAGUACUUGAAGAGGCAGAACCACCCUGAGGCCGGGGAGGUGUUUGUACGGGUGGUGGCUAGCUCCGACAAAAAUGUUGAGAUCAAACCUGGCAUGAAAUCUAGGUUUGUGGACUCGGGUGAAAUGCAGGAGACCUUCCCUUACAGAACCAAAGCACUUUUUGCGUUUGAGGAGAUUGACGGUGUGGACGUGUGUUUCUUCGGUAUGCACGUCCAGGAGUACGGUUCCGAGUGUGCCUUCCCCAACACCAGCCACAACAACAACAACCGCCCCCGCUGGCCGCUCUGAAGAUGGCCCGGCACAUAGAGAUGGUGGCCAAGGCCAAGCAGCAGCAGCAGCAGCAGCAGCAGCAACAACAACAACAGAACUACAACAUGAACAUGCCCAACGGUGUGCCCAUGAACCACCCCCGCAUGGUGGGGCCUAUGCAAGGUCAGAUGGGGCCAGGGCAGAUGCAGCAGAUGAUGGGGCCCCGGGGCCCCCAAGUGAUGCAGCAGGGCCAGUGGGGCCCCCAGGGGGGGAUGCAGCAGAACCCCCUCCAGAACCCCCAAGCGGUCCAACAACAGCAGCAAGGCCUACCCCAGCAAGGUGGCCCCAUGGCCCCCCAACAGGCUCAGGGAAACUCCACUCAGUUGAUGCAGCAGCGGCCCAUGAUGCAGCAGCAGCCCGGUCUUCAGAUGCCUGGUGGGGUCCACAUGCCCCCCCAGGGUCCCCCUCAGCAGCAGGGCAUGACGCCCCAGCAACAAGGGGGCAUGCCCCGGGGCAUCCCGGGAAACAUCGCCCCCAAUGCCCUGCAGGACCUCCUGAGGACCCUCAAGUCGCCCAGCUCUCCCCAGCAGCAGCAGCAGGUGCUCAACAUCCUCAAGUCCAACCCCCACCUCAUGGCCGCCUUCAUCAAGCAGCGCACUGCCAAGUACCAGGCAAGCCAACUUCCGGGCCAGCAGCAGCAGCAGAACCCCCAACAACAACAACAGCAGCAGAACCCCCAGGCGAUCCUGGGAGGCCAGGCUGGGAUGCAGGCCAUGGCUGCUGCCAUGCAGGCUGGGGCGGUGCAGCAGAGGCCGGGGGUGGGCAUGCCCCCCCAGCAGCAGCAGCAGCCUGGCCCUCAGCAGGUUGGUGGCCCCCAGGGUAUGGGCCCACAGGGACAACAGCUGAUGAACAUACACAACGGCAACCCCCAGCUCUACCGCAGGCAGCUGCUCCGGAUGCAGCAGCAGCAGCAACAACAACAACAGCAACAAGGAGCCAUGCCCCAGGGCCUUCCAGGCCAGUUCCCCCAGCAGCAGGGAGGAGCAGCCAGCUACUCCCAGCUCCGCAUGCAGCAGCAGAGGGUCAUGCAUCUCCCCCCCAUGGCCCAGAUGGGGCAGCCCGGCAUGGGCAUGGACGGGCCCCAGGCCCAAAACCUCCUCCAGCAGAGGAUGCUCCAGCAGCAACAGCAGAUGCUGAAACAGCAGAUGGGCUCUCCAGCCCAGGCCAACUCCAUGAGCCCCCAGCCCCACAUGCUCCAAGGACAGCCCCAGGGAGGAGCUCACCUGCCUGGCCAGGCAAUGGGCAACGCCCUGGGCAACCAGGUUAGGUCUCCAGCCCCGGUGCAGUCGCCCCACCCUCCCUCACAGCAGCCCCCACAUUCCAGCCCCUCCCCCCGGAUACAGCCCCAUCCCUCACCCCAGCACGCCAACCUCCACUCCGGCUCACCCCACCCCAGUCUGGGGGGCCUCAUGCCAGGCUCCAUGGACCAGGGACACAUGGGCACGCCCGAGCAGAGCGCCAUGCUCCCGCAGCUUAACACGCCCAGCCGUGGCAGGCUUAGCAAUGACUUGAAUAUGGUGGGCGACACCACAGGAGACACACUCGAGAAGUUUGUUGAAGGAUUGUAGCAUUUUGUGACGAGACUUGUUUGGUUUUCUCGGUUUUCCACAAAUAACUUUUUGUACUGACUGCUAUGUAAAGAGAUGAGGCCUAAGGACUGUGAACCUUUACUUAAACCAAGGGACUGCUAUUUCUUCCAACAAAACGGAGGGAUUUGAAUAAUUAUUGCUGUUAAAGAGGAGAAUGGGUGGGGGGGAAACACAUAUUUUGGGGUUCAGACCAGCCAUGAAAAUAAUUUUGUUUUAAUUUGUUUAUUUUAUUUUAUGUCUCUGGUAUGGAGUUUUUUUUUAUGACACCUCUUCAAAACAAGUCUUUCAUUUAAUUUUUCAAUGUUUUUAUUUUGUACCUUUGCAAAAAAAAUCAUAGCGUUUUUGUGUUGAAGAUUGUAAAAUAAUUUUGUCUGAACUUUUUGUGCCAGGUUUUGCAUCUUUGCUCCCUCUUCAUUCCUGGCUAAUUUAUUAUUCUAAUGUAACAUUUUUUCAAAAACGGCACAUGCCUUUAGGUGAGACUUAUUUUCUUUCCAUACUGCAGAAGAGUCCUUGUGGGAUAUUAACGUAUUUGUAUAGAGCUAGGAACUAUCGCACACCCAAACACCAUGUUGAGGUGAACUGACUCUCACAAAUGCUCCUUCAUCCACAGCUGCCAGAAUGUUUGUUUUCUACUGGCUUGGAACCAGUAUUUCUGUCCUCCAGAUGUUGGACGUCUUUGUUGCUUUGUUUAUCCUUCAAUCUGAAGUCUUGAUCCCCCCCCCCCCGAGCUUAACUGUGGCGAGGGUAUACCUUUUGGCCUGCUUGCUGAUUUGUGAUUGGAGAGCAUUCUGUGCAUCUUUUUUCCUCUUGCAUUAAACUUGAAUUGAGGUGAAACUGUUCACUGUUGUAAAUCAUGCAGGUUGACAAUGUAAAUAUGCAGAAAAAGAAGAAUGAAUCACUGUACAAACUGGUUAAAAAUGACUCAUUUCGUACUUAUAUACCAUAUUGUUAAAUAAACUGUGUGCAAACAGA